This is a messenger RNA of Umbelopsis ramanniana AG, 577 nucleotides long. RefSeq lists its product as uncharacterized. Bases 220 to 528 code for a protein of 102 amino acids. The record is from RefSeq and is a predicted model, not a curated record. The transcript has a single exon. NCBI's taxonomy places the organism in Eukaryota, Fungi, Mucoromycota, Umbelopsidomycetes, Umbelopsidales, Umbelopsidaceae.
UACAUAUAUAUAUCCCAAUCCCUUCCUUCGCAAACCCAAUCUUAUGUACUAUCCCUCUAUGUUUACAUCAUCUUCUAAGCUGUUUCUUUUGCUUUAUCAUGUCCGUGUGUGCUUCACAUUCUAUAUCAUCCUAUCAGCAUCCUUCCAUCAUCCCUAUGUUUUCAUCAUCUUCCCCUGUACAAACACAUUUGCUCGUCCGUUUGAAAUGGAUGGUAACCCAUGUUGUCGGUUAGAAACAGACAGCAUGGCUCAUCUUUUGAUGUAGAAAUAGCUUGCUCUUUCGCACUCGUCUUCACAUAUAUCUACUUUACUCUUUUUUUUCGUAAUACCACUCAUUCUCAAUCAAACAAAAAAAAAGAAAAACAAAACAAAACAAAAAAAAUCACAAUAAUAAAAGUACUUGGUUUUGAGAUUCUCAAUUGCUCUGUUCAUAACCUUUUUGUGAAACUACCGCUUCUGAUAACUGCCAUGUUCAAUAUCCAAGGUCAUGACAAAGGCGACCUUGCAGGUUCUAUUCAACACGAUUGAUUCUGGAAGUUUUUUGUUGUAUUUGGGAAAGAAUAAAACGUCAAAAAAC